Messenger RNA from Metarhizium acridum CQMa 102, 933 nucleotides. RefSeq lists its product as uncharacterized. Lineage: Eukaryota; Fungi; Ascomycota; Sordariomycetes; Hypocreales; Clavicipitaceae. The record is from RefSeq and is a predicted model, not a curated record.
AUGGUCACCACUCCCAUGUACGCACAGCAGCCCCCGCGCGUUCAAGUCCCCGCCAACUAUUACACCAUUCCGCCCGGUCCAGACUCAACCCCGAUGCAGAUGCCAGCGUCUCAGCAAGAGGCCUACGACGCCUACACGGCUGAAGCAAGUGCCCUUCCAACAACCCAGCACCGAGCCUCGUCUGGAGCUUGGAGCGCGAUUGACGACAACAGACUCGUCCAAGCCAGGGCACAAGGUCUGAACUGGGGGCAAAUCAAGGACGCACAUUUCCCUACCAAGAGUGCCAAUGCAUGUCGCAAGCGCCAUGAGCGUCUAAUGGAGCGCAAAGGCGCAGAUGACUGGGAUACGCGAAAGUUCCAGCAGCUGGCGAAAGAAUACAUGGGCAUGCGAAAGGAGAUCUGGAGCGGGCUAGCUGCUCGAACGGGUGAAAAAUGGAACGUGGUCGAAUCCAAGUGCAUGUCCAAUGGCUUGAAGAAUCUACAAGCCGCUGCCCGGCAGGCUUCGCGCCGCGAACGCCUUGAGACUGGCUCUCACAUCACAGGGUAUGACGACGACAGCGGCAUUUCCGGCAUCGGCCUGACUCCUGUUGAUGAACUAGACGCAUCCUACAGCAGUCCUGAGACGAGCUCCUCGAUCGGCGCGACACACUCCUUCUCCUCCAACUCGGCGACCGCCUACCACCUCCAGGGCCACGGGGCGACGCACACGCAUCUACACCCCGUCAGCGGCGGAGGCGACCAGAGCUCCUAUGGCCUCGGCGCAUACGGCGCCUCCUACGGCGGCCACCAGGAGUACUCGUCCAGCGCGGGCUCUUCGGCGAGCAUGGGGCACAGGUACGCCUCCAGAGGAAGCAGUCCUUACAUGGACACGCAACGACUAUCCACCGCCGACAUGGGCAUCGACAGCUUGAUCAACCGGUCCGCCGGUCGGUAG